AUGAGUGACUCUGAUGAUGAAAUCCUAAUGUUGUCUAGUCAUGCUUUAGCAGCUCUUCAACAAUUUAAGCAAGAAGAAAAUGAUCGUCUUGAACAAUUUGAAGCUCUUUAUAAAGAAUCAGAAACUCAAUUUGAUCAACAACAAAAAGUAUUAUCUAUUGAUGCAUUUAAAGAAGAUUGGCAAUUAUCACAAUUUUGGUAUGCUGAUGAAACUGCCAAAAUCUUGGGUCAAGCUUUAUUAGAAGGAGCAGAUGAAGAUACGGUGGUUGUAAUUGCUAGUGCACCAUCUGUCUAUGCGGCAAUUAAACAACUUCCUGAAGAUGAAGUACCUACAAAACAUAUUUAUUUACUUGAAUUUGAUAGUAGAUUUGAAGUUUUAGCAGGGAAAGAUCAUUUUAGUGUUUAUGAUUAUAAUUAUCCUGAUAUGAUACCUGAUCAUCUUAGGAAUAAAUGUCAUAGAUUAUUAAUCGAUCCACCUUUCUUAGAAGAAGAAUGUCAAACUAAAUCUUCUCAAGCGGCAAAUAAUCUUCUUGUAAUUGAUAGAUCUGGUAUGACUAAAUCAGGUGAUUGUAAAUAUAAACUUAUUUCAUCAACUGGUGAAAGAAUGCAACAUAUUGUUAAGAAGAAUUAUCCUGAUACUAAAAUGACUACAUUUUUACCUGAACAUAAGAAUGGGUUAAGUAAUGAAUUUAGAUGUUAUGCUAAUUUUGAAUGUAAAUAUUGGACAUUUCAAUAA
Messenger RNA from Hemisphaericaspora subhashii, 735 nucleotides. RefSeq names its product protein-lysine N-methyltransferase. The transcript has a single exon. Bases 1 to 735 code for a protein of 244 amino acids. The record is from RefSeq and is a predicted model, not a curated record. Gene Ontology annotation, molecular function: protein-lysine N-methyltransferase activity. Lineage: Eukaryota; Fungi; Ascomycota; Pichiomycetes; Serinales; Debaryomycetaceae.